AUGGCCGCGUAUAUCAAUCUUAGUCUGCAGGGGACCGUAUAUUUUGCUGCACGUCGUUCCGCCGAAGAUGAUGCCAUGCUGCAAUUGUAUUCAAGCAGGCUUGUAGGCGUAGCAAGAGAAUCUACCUUUGAUGUUUUGUACUCUCGGAUUGCACGAGAUUGGCAUCAGCAGGACGACGUCAGUACACCUUCUAACGACCGCCGAUGGACUCACGUUCGAACGGUCUGGAAUUUUGACCUUGAUGGCGAUAUUUUGCGAUUGGACAAGAUAGAUCGCAACCUUUGGGUUCCUCUCAGCCUCAUUCGCCAGCGUUCCAUAACCAUUUCCGAUUUCGAGCCUUACGAACCACCGCCGACUCUUGCUAAACACGCUUUACAAUCCGUCUAUUCCGCACCGUGCUGGAGGAUGAGACGCAAGGAGAUCGACCUGCAGCGCCUACAGCGCCGCAAGACUUUCGUCUCCAGGAUACUUGCCGACUUUGCGUUCCAGUGGAGGCACAUCAUCUGUAGUCGUUACAACAACUCUACCUUUCGAAGGCUUGCCUAUGCUAUCGUCAGGAUUGUCACCCUAGACUUCACUGUCGAAGAAGCAACGCUCUCACGCCCAGGCACUGGCGGUUUCUUGGUCUGGAUAAAUAAUAUCCCAGAGUGGGACUUUGCAAGUGGACACAUCGUUAGGGUCGGUGGGACGUCUAUUGUCAUAUGCCAGCAUGUCCCACACGCCAUCACGCUGGUCCGAAAAGAUUACGCGAAGCGGAUCCUGUCCACCCCCGGUUCGGCAGACAAAACUCUCACUUACCUCAUACUCUCCGUGCGAGAGCUUAUCCUGUAUCGGAUAAACAGCGAGGUCGAAAGAUAUACGGAAUCCAAGCGUCUAUUCGAUGGGACAUAUCCUCCUUCAGAAGAAGCCAUCGAAAUCCUCCUCCAAGCCACGCAGACCAACAUCCUUACGACUCCUUUGCACAAGCUCCCCAUUGAGCUACAGGAUGCGAUCCUUGACAAGGUAUCAGCGGGACCAAUUGAGAGCGCUAGGGUUGGCUGCCUGCUUGAUGCGGGAUCAGUUUUUACAUGGAGAAGCGGCAAGCGAAAGAUUGAAAGGGAAGAGGGCCGUCGGUGUAGAUCAUCUUGUACUCCUGUAGAGUCGCAGAUUUUGUUCGGUGGCUAUCCUAGUGGUAUAGCAUACAAGUAA
Molecule: messenger RNA, 1188 nt
Organism: Cucurbitaria berberidis CBS 394.84
Lineage: Eukaryota; Fungi; Ascomycota; Dothideomycetes; Pleosporales; Cucurbitariaceae
Exons: 3
Coding region: 1-1188 (395 amino acids)
Source: RefSeq, a predicted model, not a curated record